GGCCUUCCGGAGUUUUGUUUUCUAACCAGGAAGUGCUCACAGGGUAUUCUAGAACUCCUAGUUUUGGAGGAGCAACCAGACACAGAGGUGGGGGAAAAGCUGGUGGAGUGGGGGGGAGACUCCCACCUUGCACCUGGGGCAGAAAGACAGACCAGCACUGAGGUCCCCAGGUGAUAGCUUGGAUCUUCAGACUGUCAGAAAGGAUUUAGGAGGGAGAGGGAAGAAAAAAACAAACAAACCAGGAUUCAUCAGAGAUUGCAUCUAAAAUGAGUUUAGACUCCUUAUUCCAGCACAUCAUCUUUACUGAACAUCAGGCAGAAGAAAGUCGUCGUUUGAGCCAUGAAGUGCGGGUAGAAAUAAGCAGGUGUCGUGAAAAAAUUCAGAAAAUAACAGAAGAACUGAAAGGAGAGAAAAUGAAGUCAGAAUGCAAGUCUCAUCAGUUUUCUGAAAAAGCCUUCCUCCUUGAGCUUUUGAAGACACAUGAAAAUGGCUUAGAAAAACAGCAUGCAGAAAUUAAAAAUGAAAGGACCAGACUUCUUCAAACCUUUGAGACCAUGAAGAAAAAAAUAAAAGAAGAGGAAGAAAGAUUUACUAAGGAGAUUACAGACUUCAAUAAUGAAUAUGGAUUAAUAAAUAAAAGAGAACUUUUGAUCAAAGAAAAAGUCAAGCUUGAAAUAUCUGAUUUAGAGAAACAGGAAAAUAUUUUGAAAAGUGAAAUGAAGACAAUGGAACAUAAGGAUGUUCAGUUAAAUGAACUUCAGCAUCAAAAGAAUGAAUUGAUACAGGAAUUAUUUACUCUUCAGGAAAAACUUAAAGUUAUUGAAAAUAAUAUAAACGAAGCCAGGCAUACCACUAAACUUUUAGAGGAAGAAAAAGUCAGAAUCAGCGAAAAACCCCAGAAUGAUCCUGAAUGUAAAAGACUUAAAAAAGAAUUAGAACUUUAUAAGGAAGAAGACAUAGAAAGUGUGUAUGAAGCUCUCCGAUCAGAAAUAGAAUUUUUGAAAUUGACGCUGUCACAGAAAAGUCUUCAAGCAAAAUAAUAGUUUAUGAUCAAGUGAUAAACAUUCCUAAAUUAAAUACUUUUAAUGCCAAUAUAGAUGAUACCUGUCAGAGCUGAUUCUUCUUGAAAAAUAUUGAUCUCUAUUACUGGUGAUACUAAGAGCUGUUUUCUUGACAAUUUAAAAUAAAAGGCAUUUAUUUGUAGUUAUUUAUGACGAAUUUAUUAGCGAGGUUUAUUUGAGGUAGACAUGGCACCCAUAGGCCCUUCUCAGCCAACUGUUGGUCUGUCCUUUCUACACUCUCUAUAGCAUAUGUAGAUGAGCACUUUCCAUUCUUUACCACAACUGAUCUUGGAGUUUUUCAGAAACAUAUAUAGGAAGAAACACUUUGAUUAUUGACCUAAUUUUUCCGCUGCCAUUUUCAUACAAGUUGCUCACUUUCAUUUCAAUCUUUCUCUAAUAAAGAUGUCUAUUGAGAGAGUGCCUCUGAGGCCGCUGAACUUCAAAAGCCAAUUUUCUUCCCCUUCCUAUAACAAUGAGUGAAGGCUUCAUGCCUAAAGCAGUGUUCCAUCUAAUAUUUUUUGACUGGCAUAUAUUUUUUUACUUAUUUCUAAUCCUAUGGACUAGAAAGGGAAAUUGUUUACUUGGGGAAGAUGUGUAAACUCAAGGAUUCAUAUACUAUGAUGACUUAAUACAUUUCAAAAGCGAGCCGUUUACACAAUGAAUUUUCAUUUGGCAGAGUCAGCAUUGUCCAUCAAUUCACUUUAGCUGUGAGUGAAAUUUUGGUUUCUGUUUUUACCAAUAUUAUAUUUGGUUAGGUAAUACAUUUCUAUAAAGGAAGAUUAUUCAUUGAUUUCUGAAAAUGGACAGAAGUAUCAAAUAUCCUGCCAGAAAACCAAUUUGGAUGAACACAUAAUUUACUUUUGGAAAUGAUUGCAUUCAGGAUUCUAUUUUCAAGUCAUGUUUUGCUUUCUCGUCAAA
This is a messenger RNA of Monodelphis domestica (gray short-tailed opossum), 1979 nucleotides long. The record is from RefSeq and is a predicted model, not a curated record. Lineage: Eukaryota; Metazoa; Chordata; Mammalia; Didelphimorphia; Didelphidae.